This is a messenger RNA of Neodiprion virginianus, 6013 nucleotides long. RefSeq lists its product as uncharacterized. Lineage: Eukaryota; Metazoa; Arthropoda; Insecta; Hymenoptera; Diprionidae. The transcript has 7 exons. The record is from RefSeq and is a predicted model, not a curated record. Gene Ontology annotation, cellular component: cytoplasm. Gene Ontology annotation, molecular function: aminoacyl-tRNA ligase activity; ATP binding. The coding region runs from base 786 to 5852 and encodes 1688 amino acids. Gene Ontology annotation, biological process: tRNA aminoacylation for protein translation.
AUUUCAGUUAAAAUCAAAUUCCGAGAGCAAGAAUAUACUUGUCAACUCGUAUAGUAUUUUUAUACCAAUAAUGCUCUGUUCGUCGAGAACUUUCAGUAUUGAUAUUGACUGUACUGCCGCAGAUUUUGAAUUUCAAAUCAUACUCACAUCACGUCAAGAAAUUGAAAUAUUUCGUCAUCUCUCACUAGCUAUUGAUUUGAUAGAGGCUUGAACGCAGUGCUAAGUCUAAAAAUCAGCAUAAAAGUGACGCAACCAAUGAGAGCUCUUAUGAAACUAUUACCAAGUCGCUAAAAAUGACAGCUCAUUUUUUUUAUGUCGUAAAAUGUGGAUAUUAUUUGAGUAUAUUUUAAUUACCUUCAAUUCUCUUUUGGCACUAGCGGGACCGAAUUUUGCAAAAAAAAUUUGAAAACACCUGUGCUUAUGAUUUAUUUCAACAAUUUUGCACGUACAUAGAGAAAUAUUUGGAAUGAUUUGAUUGUGACAGCAAUUGUGAAUAGCGUGGUAGACGCAAUGAAGCACUUAGAAAGAAGCAAGACAUCUCCAAAGACCCAACAAUCUUAUUUAUUUCUAAGUACAGCCGGUGAUAGUAAAGGUUCACCAAUACAUAGCAAAUCACGUUGCUUGGAAAAAGAACUGGGAGCACGGCUCGCACACUCUGUUCCACCGAUACAACGGAUCAAGAUAUUGCCAUAUCGCAUAUAAAGAUCCAUUACAUUGACCAGGAGUGCGUUACAUUUGAUAUCAACAUAGACUACAAAAGCUGCGAAGAGGUUCCUUUUACUACUAUGAACAAUAAUGAAAAAAACUCGCAUACUAAUAACGAUACAACGAAUGCUAGAGCUUGCAGCAUUGCUAUACCUAAAGAAAAAUCAAUUCGCCAUUCUUUACGCCUCCAAAAAAAUCCACAUUUUUUAAUUACUGCUAAGGGGUCGCAACUGGGUUAUAGAACACAUGAUAAAACUAAUACCGACGUGUCAACUGCAAUAACAACACCUUUACCUGAAAAUUUGAUAGAAAAAUCUCCUCAUGUUAACGAAAAUCUGAUAAAGGAUCAAACCUACAAACAUUGGCCAGAGCAGUUCAACAAAGUCGUGCCUAGAUCUGUUGAAAAACCAAGAGGUAGAGUUUGUGAUAAGCAGGAGGGAAAAAAUUCCAAGAUAUUAAUUUCAAACGACAAAUCAGAGGUGAUAACUACAUGCAAAAGACAAUCCAGAUCAACAGGUAAUAGAGAAAUUCUCAAAAAUAAAUCAAAUGAUUGUCAAAAAACUUCAUGCAGAAUAAGCGGAGAAACGAAGCCACCUAAAGUAAAGGAAGUGUCUUGUAAUACUGUUCUGUCCUCAGUUCCGCGUAUCAUUCCACAGCAAGCACUUAGACACAAGGGUCAAAAGGGAAAAGAGGAAAUAUUAGCUCAUUGCACUGAGAAAGUUGUGAAAAAAGUUAAAAAGAAGCAAGAUGUGCAUUUCUCGAAAAAAACUUCAGCAAAAGCCGACAUGCAGGAAAAGAUCGAAUUAGAUAAACAACGAAUUAAGAAAAAUAUAGAAAAUUUAAAAAAGAGUUACGAGGCUAAGAAAAAAUAUCGUCAAAAAAUUGUUGAAAUCAAAAAUUUACAAACAAAUAAUGCUCGUGACAACAAUGACUGUAUCAAUGCAAAGAAUGAGAACAAUGGAGCAGCUCGAACAAGAAUUUUCAAUCUUAAGAAGUCUAUACAAAUGGAUAAAAACUUUUCCACUUCCAAGAUUGAAUCUAAUGAUGUUAAUUCUGCACCUGAAACACAGCACAAGAAUGAGCCAAAAAGUAAAGCAAGUGACCCGACCAACUUGAAUUGUACAAAAUGUUGUAUUGAUUCCACUCGUAAUACUAUCCAGUCGAGCAAGGAUGUAAAAAUAUGUUGCGAGAAAGAUGUCUCAAAAACAGCAGAGAUUGAAUCGAUAGCGAAUUUGCUAGAACCAUCGAACUGUGAUUGUAACAGACUGAAACAAUUGUUAGUUGCCAACAAAUUUUCGUCUAUUUCUGAAGAUAAAAUCAUGUAUAACGCCAAUUCAAUAAAUUAUGGAUGCUAUUCUGAUCAACCAUAUCGUAAAGGACCCAAUAAACAACAAGAUUACAGAAACUAUGCUACUAAUGCAGAUAUAAAAUUGACCAAACUAGGAAAAGAUAAAAGCACUGUCAACGAUGAUGCAAAAUAUAAUCUUACGAAAACCUUGAUACAUCCAGCAUCUGAAAUUGAUGGUUCUCAAGGAUUGAAUAAUAAUACUAUCAAAUUUUCACUCUACAAACAUCAAUCGAAAGAUGGUCUAGCUAAUUGUAAGGAUGAAAAAACUCAAGACGUUUACAAAAACUCCGGAAGCAGCAACAGCACGGUGAAUGUUGAAACAGCAAGCUUAUCAAAUAUUGUAACGCAGUUACCAGAUAACAUGAGUAAAAUGGAGAGCUAUGAGACUUUGAAUGCUGCUAAAAUCACAGCAUAUUUGAAACACCCAUCGUCAAGUAACACCUCAGACAAAAUAAUAUCGAAUUUGAAAACGAAUGGUUAUAAAUAUUCGAAAAAGUACAGAUGUUUCAAUCAUAAAGAGAAAAAUAUGUGCUGCAAUAUGGCACGUUACAUUGAAAGAAUGGUAUCGAAUGAGAAAAAGUAUCAGAAACAUGAAAAGAAAAUUGAUCCAGAGCGAGAAAACGUCAAAAUAAUCAUCGAUGAAAACAGCCCGAAAACCAGCCGAAUAAGAAUAGUUAACGAUAGAUCCAGUGUCAGUGUUGUUUGUCAUGGUUCGGAGAAAACAACAUCUCCAAGUAGAAGAAGUAACAAUACGGCAGCGAAAAAUACUGAAUCCAGCGGAGGAGAAAGCAGCGGCUAUAAAUCAUAUCACAACGAUUUGCACAAGAGACAUUUUGAUCACUCCGAUCAAGCCAAAAUCAACUCGACUGAGCAUCAACAAAUUGAACAUGUUACAGAAAGAAAAUUUCACAAUACGCAAACUAUUCUGUACCACAAUAUUAAUGAUGAUAGGUUUGAAAGUAUCUCCAACCCCUUGGAUGAUCCUGUCAAUACACAAUUCGUUGGAAUUAGAGAAAAUAUUAAAAGCCACCCGAAUUUAUGUGAAGAAAAACUCAAGAAGUGGGAUACCGAAACAAAAUACACUCUGUACGAUGCAAAUAAAUAUUUGUCUGCAUUUACCAAUAGUCUGGACAUGUAUUUACCAUGUGAAAUUACUGCUUAUCAGAUGAAAGAAGUAAAUAGAAGUAAGGUUUUCCAAUUUAAUAAUCCAGAGCUUGAGGAGAAGGAUGUAGAUAAUGCUGAGAUGCGAAUUGGGAAAUAUUUAAUAGAGAAUAGUUCGGAUUCGAGAGAUGAGUUAUCAGAGGAAGAAGAAUCUAGUGAGCAAUUAAAUUCUGCGAGAGAUGCUAAAAUUGACCAGGAUAAAGUUAUAGUGCUGAAAAAGCCAAAUAAUGCAGUGCAGAGAAGUCUAGAAUAUGUUGUCAGUAAACGUUUCCUGGAUUUAAACAAUGCAGAAGGACAAGACAGUUUUAUAGAUAUACCUACAGUACCGGCUCAGCAUAAAAUCAUUACGUCACUACAAGAUGUGAAGCAUGAAGAGAUUAGAGAAACCUUUGAAACAUCGAGGAGCACAACAGAUCUAACAUCUGCCCUAGCGCACAACAAGGCUGCUGAACGAGUGAAAUCGAGCAUCAGUGAUAUUGAAACAGGCUCUGGCAAUCCAAAAUUGUAUCUAGUGGAUAAAAAAAUCGUUAUGGAAACGGACCCAGGACAUAAGAGAAUUAAAUGUAACAAACGACUGAAAAUCAAAAAUGAAAACUUUUAUGAUUCAAACAAAGUAUAUGAGUUGUGGGCAAAUAAUAAAUCGACUGCUAAUAGCACUGAUAAUGAAUCUCAGACAACCAGAAGGUUCAUUUGUGCACCAAAUGACUCGAAGAGAUGCCGUACAAACAAGUUUAAAUUCAAUAUAUUCAAAAAGAUCAAAUCUUGUAAGAGUGAAAAAACUACCCAUAUUCCUCUUGACCAGCUACCUAAACCACCCUCUUCGUUUUUGGAAAGCUCUGCGCCCUCGCAGUCUACAAUGUUGUCGUCAACAGCUGACACUAAUUAUUGGGAGUCAGAUACUGUUUUGAAUCUUCACAAAGGUGCUACUUUGCUGCUUCAUACAAAUCCUGCUACAAAAACUUACACCGAUCCUACCCACACAAAUCAUUCCAAAAGAAAUCACGUAACCGCUAGUCCUGAGGAAAAUCAUGAUCAUUUACAUCUUCAAUCGAACAAUCGUGCUCCAACUUCACAUAAAGAUACCGAGACUUAUCUGCAGUCAUCACCUGCACAUCCAAUAAAUGAAAAACAGCUUACUGCACCUCAUGCUCUGCAUACAGCUGCAGCCCCGCCUCCUUCAGCUCUACCGCCACCUUAUCCCUUCUGUUGUCCAUUUGUUCCAUACAUGAUGCAGUACUGGCAAAAUUAUCAACAACCACCACCGGCUUCAAAGCUUCCACUACCUGACGGAGAUUGGCAACCGACUGUCAGAAAGAAUGGCAAUGAGCCACCACCUCCAGAUAUGGUUCCCAUUCCAUGGUUCCCACCAAUGUCAAAUGUACAUGAUCACCCACCACGUGCUGAAAUGAAUUUUACAACGUCAAAUAACAUACACGCUCAACCACCACCCGAGUGGCUAAUGAUGCCUAGAGGGUACGCACCCUGUUUUCCAUGCAGUAAUACUACUGAGUCUUAUUUGAGGAAAACUGAUUCCUCAGUUUGUGAGGAUGAUGAACCUCCUGUUGAAAUUAGCGAGAAUAAACAGGAUGAAAAAAAGAAAACAGUAUCUAGUAAAUUGUUCAAAAUAUUUCGAAGAAAAAAUCGUGCUGAAAUGGACACAUUGGAUGAUGAUGGCAAAAAAGGCAAAUAUCAUCGAUCUGGCUCGGAAGCUAAACUGGUUCGUAAAGUACAAGUGGUGGAAAAUGAAGAGAACAACACUAAUGGUCAGAGCAUUUGGGAAUCUCCGGAUAUUGCUGGAAUCGUAACUCCAGAAGAAAUUGGACGAUGCUUUCGCAGAGGUUUUCGAGCAGAUGGAUUAACCCUGGCCGGGGACGAGUACGUGUGUACAAGAGCACCAAGUGACACAACUUCGGAACAGGAAGAGAUAUUCAAUUUCUCUGACCAUGAUACGCCACUUGAUUUUCUAUUAGCUCUUGGAUUUAGCGUUGAUGAAGCUACUGCUGCAAUUAGGGAUGACGAAGUACGAAAUCGAUUUAAAGCAGCCCUUACGGAGGCACGCAUUUGGGUCCCACAUAUUGCAACAACUCAAGGCACGCUGCUCUAUCUACUUGCAAUGAAAGCGAAGCCGAAAGUGAUGCGAUAUUUCCUGCAACUGGUGGAGUCGAUUGUCAAUAAAAGGAUAACUAACGCCGUCAAACUGGAUGCCUACCUGAAAAUUUUGGAAAAGGUUGAAGAGGGAUACGUGUCUUUUGUCACCCUAUUUGGAAAAGAUAAAGGCAAUGAAGAUGAUGAGGAUACUGCAAUGAUGGAAAAACAGCGCCGUCGUAUAUUCUACACCAUUUAUAAAUAUGCUGAAGCAGAGGCAGAAGAAGUGGGCAAACCAAUGACGAACGCUACUGUGGAUCUUUUGCAAUCUUUAGCGACACGUUAUCGAUCAGCUAUUGGGCCACAUCUGCAACUCCUAGCUUGUUACAUAGGCGAAGGACUAUUGACGAAAGAUGUUCAGUUGGAAGCUGCUCUGAUAUAUUUAUCACGAUUAGAUUCUACCGACGUUCGACUAACGGAUUUAGAAAAAUACUGUGGCAUGCCAGUUUCAGAACGUCGCAGGCUAGAACAAGGUGUAAAAAUGCUGUCUUAGCUAGAUACUUUAUGUGAACAUAUUUGUUUUCAUUCAUUUUUGAAGACAACGCGGAAACGUGCAAAGUAACGUCAAAAGUUUACACAUCUUAACAAUUAAUAUCAAAUCAUAUAAAUUAUACCAAACAAUGUAGUAGUUGCUUGCGAUUAAAGUGAAUACUU